Messenger RNA from Quercus robur (English oak), 4442 nucleotides. RefSeq lists its product as uncharacterized. Bases 105 to 4442 code for a protein of 1445 amino acids. Gene Ontology annotation, molecular function: protein binding. The record is from RefSeq and is a predicted model, not a curated record. The transcript is spliced from 15 exons. Gene Ontology annotation, cellular component: late endosome; HOPS complex. Lineage: Eukaryota; Viridiplantae; Streptophyta; Magnoliopsida; Fagales; Fagaceae. Gene Ontology annotation, biological process: endosomal vesicle fusion; protein targeting to vacuole.
GGUUCUCCCAUUGAGACUCAGCCACCGAAACUGAGUUCUGCUCCCAUUGACAGUGAGGCACUCAAAGUCAGUACUGCUCCCAUUGAACCACCGUGCGCCUAAGUAUGGAGCCUCGGAUUGAUGAGGAGUUAGAGGUCUUGGACCCCGGUCCGCGUGAGAGGUCAUUGUUGACACGACAGCCAUAUCAUCGAUCAGAGGCCAUUUGGAAUGGCGAGGACUCGGGCCCACUUACGUGCCGUGGUCGCACUAAGGAGAUGGCAAACAUUCAGAUGCAAGAUAAUCGAGUCAUUGAUAUUAUCAAAUUGCUAAGGCUAGAAGGAUUGUUUAGAGCCCCUUCAAGAGAGAUAGACAAUUGCCUAAUAUCGGCCCUAGUUGAGCGAUGGCGGCCGGAGACUCAUUCUUUCCAUCUUCCACAUGGUGAGAUGACAAUCACCCUAGAAGAUGUGGAGGUAAUUUUUGGACUUCCGAUAGACGGUGACGUCUUGGUUGGGCCGACUGCUGUGGUGGAUGAUGGGGGUUGGAGGCGAUUGUGUACGGAGUUGCUAGGUUUUAGUCCGCCGAAUGACAAUAAAACAUUGGUGGGGCAAAGAAUUCUCAUCAGCCGACUUGUUGAGGCCGUUGCAGCGCCAUUGCCUCAUGACGCAACGGAGAUGCAGAUACACCGGUAUGCCCGGUGCUAUAUGUUAGCGCUAAUAGGGGACAAACUUUUCAUGGACAAGUCAGGAGAUAGGGUGCAUUUGAUGUUCCUGGACUUCAUGCGUAACCUUCGUGAUCCGCCACAUUAUAGCUGGGGUAGUGGUUGCCUGGCCUGGUUAUAUAGGGAGUUGUGUCGGGCAAGCGAGAAAGGGGCAUCGCAGAUUGGUGGGGCGUGCACCUUGGUCCAGUAUUGGGCAUGGGCAAGGUUGCCAUUCUUGUGCCCGAGGAUAGAGCCCCCACCUGGAUGUGAUUAUGGCCCAUGGCCAUAUGCUCCACUUGCAUUUAAGUGGGUGCGGGUGCCAAGCCCGAAGAGUAGACCAUCCAGCAUGGCCUUGGUCCACUAUCGCGAGCUAUUAGUUACAAUGCAGCCAGAGCAGAUUGUGUGGCAGCCAUACGAGGCACACUUCAGCCACCUUCCUGAGUUCUGCGUUGCAGGGAGGGAUAUGUGGACAGCAAGGGUGCCGCUUCUGUGUUUUUGCAUAGUAGAGAGACACCACCCAGACCGUGUCCUUCGACAGUUUGGCUUGGCGCAGGAGCGGCCUGACCAUGUUGUCUACGAUGAUAGGCUGCAUAAAAUCGACUUACGUGGGAAGGUGGAAAGGAAUUGGAGGGAGGAGCAUGGACCGUAUAUCAUUUCUUGGGAAAUGAGACGACAACAAGUUUGUCGUGCACCUCCUCAGAUUGGUGAGAUGCCCCGCAAUCAUGCCUAUUACGUCUGGUACCGUCCGGUCACUCGAAAGUAUGUCGACCGCAACAGCGCUAAAUUAGAUAUUAUGAUUCAAAGCCAUUUAGCGCUGUUGGCGAUGCUUCCUGAAGGCAGCCAAGCUCACAACCAUGUCCGGCGUAUCCUAAAUAAUGUGGCUGGCCUUGGUGGUGGUCCUGCAGUAAAUGAGCAUGCAAACAAUGGGGAUGAGACUGAACUAGCAGCUGCUGCAACCCCAAGCACAAGUGCAGCACCCGUAAGUACACCGACCCGUGGUCAUCGUGCUACUACAAGCCCAAGCACAAGCGCAGCUAGGGGUCGUCUUCGGCCUGCUACAGCAACCCCAAGCACAAGUGCAGUUAGGGGCCGUGGUUGGCGUGCAACAACCCCUCGGGUUGUAACUACUCUUGAGAUGCCUCCACCCAUCCCGCAAGCAUCUCUUCAACAUGAGGUCCCUUCACCCAUCCCAUAUGUAUCUCCUCAGCCCGAGGUCCCUUCACCCAGCCCACCUUCGCAGCCCAAUUUCGAUGUCAGUAUUGACCAAAAUGUGACCCCUCCUAUACUCCCCGAGACACCCUCAUACCCACACACUGGCUCUAGUGCACCCACUCCUGGCCUCUACAUAGAGCAGGAUUACCCACCUACCACAUCCUCAUCUGACCCUCUAGGAUCUCCGGUUGGGAUUGACACUGUAGAGCCACAUAUUGAUGUACCGGACCUUAAUCCCCCUCAUCAGGCCUCACCCCCACGAGGUAGACCGCAACGCAGUAGAAGAGCACCCACGUGUGGGACAGGUGGACACAAAAUAGGACACCGAGGCCCCGCUAUGUUUAAGGCAUCUUCAUUGAGUGAUAUUACUGAACUUGUGGAAGAGAGAAUUGGGCAAUUGGAGAGCAGGAGGAUUAGUAAGAGAGCGGAGAAGAAAUCCUGGGCUGCUUCUAUGAAGCCAUUGGAGUUAGCUGAGGAGCUUGAGAAGAAGCAUGCUUCUACUGGUUUGCAUUGGGAAGAGGGUGCAGCUGCUCAGCCAAUGAGGCUUGAGGGCGUACGAAGAGGAUCAACCACAUUAGGAUACUUUGAUCUUGAUGCGGAUAAUGCUAUUACAAGGACCAUUUCUUCUCAGGCAUUCAGGAGAGAUCAUGGUUCCCCUCAAGCUUUGGCUGUUCAUACUAAUUAUAUUGCAAUUGGAAUGUCAAAAGGGGUCAUUCUUGUUGUGCCCAGUAAAUAUUCCGGUUAUAAUGCUGACCACAUGGAUCCAAAGAUGUCGAUGCUCGGUCUGCAAGGGGAUAGGUCUCAUGCCCCUGUAACUUCCAUGCGCUUUAAUCAGCAAGGGGACCUGCUCUUAGCUGGUUAUGGUGAUGGUCAUAUAACUGUUUGGGAUGUGCAGAGAUCAUCAUCAGCAAAAGUUAUUACUGGAGAGCAUACAGCACCAGUUGUACAUACGUUAUUUCUGGGGCAGGAUUCUCAGGUUACUCGUCAAUUUAAAGCAGUUACUGGUGAUAGUAAGGGUCUCGUUCUGUUGCAUGCUUUCUCAGUUGUUCCCUUGCUCAAUAGGUUCUCCAUCAAAACCCAGUGUCUUCUUGAUGGACAAAAAACGGGAAUUGUGCUAUCAGCUUCACCGGUCCUUUUUGAUGAAUUCUCUGGAGGUGCUUCCCUGUCCUCUCAGGGAAACAAUGCAGUUUCAUCCAGCAGUCUUGGUAGUAUGAUGGGAGGUGUAGUAGGUGGAGAUGCUGGCUGGAAACUCUUUAAUGAAGGCUCUUCUUUAGCUGAAGAAGGUGUGGUCAUAUUUGUCACCCAUCAAACUGCUCUGGUGGUAAGGCUUACUCCUACUUUGGAAGUCUAUUCGCAGCUUUCUAAGCCAGAUGGGGUUCAAGAGGGUUCUAUGCCUUAUACUGCGUGGAAAUGCAUGACACAAUCACGCAGUUUGCCUAGUGAAAACGUACCUGUAGAAGCAUCAGAGAGAGUCUACUUGCUCGCAAUUGCUUGGGACCGAAAAGUUCAGGUUGCAAAGUUAAUCAAAUUAGAGCUAAAAGUAUAUGGGAAAUGGUCUCUUGACAAUGCAGCUAUAGGUGUGGCUUGGUUGGAUGAUCAGAUACUGGUUGUUCUUACAUCAACUGGACAACUCUGUCUGUUUGCUAAGGAUGGAACUAUGAUUCACCAAACAAGUUUUUCUCUGGAUGGUUAUGGUGGAGAUGAUCUUGUUGCAUACCAUACCCACUUUAUUAAUAUCUAUGGAAAUCCUGAGAAAGCUUUUCACAAUUGCAUAGCUGUAAGAGGAGCUUCAGUAUACAUCCUUGGUCCUAUGCAUCUUGCUGUUUCUCGCCUUCUCCCAUGGAAGGAACAGAUUCAGGUUCUGUGGAAAGCGGGUGAUUGGAUGGGUGCACUGAACAUGUCAAUGACACUUUAUGAUGGCCAGGCGCAUGGUGUUAUUGACCUUCCUAGAACCUUGGAUGCUGUACAGGAGGCCAUAAUGCCCUACCUUGUGGAGUUGCUUUUGUCAUAUGUAGAUGAAGUAUUUUCUUAUAUUUUGGUGGCAUUUUGCAACCAAGUUGAGAAAAUGGAACCACUGGACAACCCAAAUAGUAGAAGCAGUUCUGUGCACUCUGAAAUAAAAGAGCAAUACACUUGUGUUGGUGGAGUUGCUGUGGAAUUCUGUGUUCAUAUCAAGAGGACUGACAUCCUUUUUGAUGAAAUUUUCUCCAAGUUUGUGGCGGUACAACAGAGAGACACAUUUUUGGAGCUUUUGGAACCAUAUAUAUUGAAGGACAUGCUUGGAUCACUGCCUCCUGAGAUUAUGCAAGCACUUGUAGAACAUUACAGCAGCAAAGGAUGGUUACAACGAGUUGAACAAUGCGUCCUUCACAUGGAUAUCUGUUCUUUGGAUUUCAAUCAGGUUGUUAGGUUAUGUAGAGAGCAUGGAUUAUAUGGUGCUCUGGUGUAUCUCUUCAAUAAAGGAUUGGAUGAUUUUAGGGCUCCUUUAGAGGAGCUGUUGGUGGUCUUGCGAAAUAGUCAAAAGGAGAGUGCUGCUGCCCUUGGGUAUGUAUAA